Cadophora gregata is the source of this 1194-nucleotide messenger RNA. RefSeq lists its product as uncharacterized. Gene Ontology annotation, cellular component: cytoplasm. The record is from RefSeq and is a predicted model, not a curated record. The transcript is spliced from 4 exons. Lineage: Eukaryota; Fungi; Ascomycota; Leotiomycetes; Helotiales; Ploettnerulaceae. Bases 1 to 1194 code for a protein of 397 amino acids. Gene Ontology annotation, molecular function: 2-oxoglutarate-dependent dioxygenase activity.
AUGGCUCCCUCAAUCACCGAAACUGUUUCUCAAACCUCGGAUGCGAUUCAGAAGAAGCUCGCAAAUGUUUCCCUGGGAAAUGGCAAUAAACCUGCGGAGAAUCAAAAAGAGGACGGUCCAGCUCCCGCCGUUCAAGCCCCUUCUCAAGAAGCUCAGCACAAGGAGCCACUCAAGCUCUCAGGAGCUCUUGAUCAUUUCGAGAGCUUCGACGUGACACCAACUAUAGGCCGGGAAUUUGUCAACGUGAAUCUUGCAAAUUGGCUCCGGGCACCAAACUCAGAUGAACUGAUCAGGGAUCUAGCUAUCACCAUUUCUCGACGUGGAGUUGUGUUCUUCCGCAAGCAGGAUGAUAUCACAAAUGAGCUUCAAAAGGAGCUUGUCCAGCGUCUUGGAGAACUCUCCGGCAAGCCAGCUACCUCGAAGCUUCACAUCCAUCCAGUUUCGAACUCCGGUCGUGAGCUGGGAGGAAAGGAUGAUGAGAUCAGCGUGAUCUCUUCUGAGCAAGCCAAGAAGAUCUACAAAGAUAGAAUACUCUUCCAAUCAGAGAAGAAGCAGAGUAGCAAGGAACAGUGGCAUUCAGAUAUCACCUUUGAGCCAAUCCCCAGUGACUACGCUUUGUUGCGGUUGACUCAACUGCCAAAGACUGGCGGUGACACACUAUGGGCAUCUGGAUAUGAAGUCUACGACCGCCUGUCGGCUCCAUACCAGAAAUUCCUUGAGUCGCUUACAGCAACAUACGCUCAGCCCAGAUUUAACGAGGCGGCUGACAAGAAUGGCUUCAAGAUCUACUCAGAACCACGUGGUGCUCCCGAAAACGUGGGCGAGAAGCUGGAAGCCAUCCACCCAGUCAUUCGAACAAAUCCCGUGACUGGAUGGAAGUCCAUUUUCGCAGUCGGACACCACGUCCAACACAUAAACGAUGUAGCUCCUGAGGAGAGCAAAGCCUUGCUUGACUGGUUCGUUCGACUGAUUGUUGACAACCACGAUUUGCAGGUGCGCCACAGAUGGCAGAAUCCUAAUGACCUAGCAAUCUGGGACAACAGGAGCGUCUAUCAUGCUGCAACUCCAGACUAUAUAGAUCUUAAUCUUGGUGAGAGGACCGGACAGCGAGCUGUUAGUCUCGGUGAGCGGCCAUAUCUAGAUCCACAAAGUACGGGACGACGGGAAGCGCUUGCAAGAGAGGCGUCUGCUUGA